This is a messenger RNA of Ambispora gerdemannii, 603 nucleotides long. NCBI's taxonomy places the organism in Eukaryota, Fungi, Glomeromycota, Glomeromycetes, Archaeosporales, Ambisporaceae. The record is from the annotation of a GenBank genome assembly.
ACUACACAACACACUAUCGGAAAAUCAGAAAUAAACCUGGAUAUAAAAAAACAUGUAGACAUAAAGAUAAUCUUUUAUUCAUUACAAAAGAAAGGAGUCUAUGCUACACAGUCGCACGACACAAGCUUUCGCCGUACCUGGACAAACAUGAAUACGAACAGCGUGCAUGCACGAACUCGUGCUCGUCGUGAACAACAACUAGAAGAGGAGGAAGAGCAAAAAACGACCCAGUUGGCUCAAAGCACUAGUAUGCCUCGAAACAACCAGGAUAUUAUUCUCAAGAUUGUACGCAUUCGACAUAAAGAGGGGAUGAGUCGCUUUGGGGUUGAUCCAAAUGACGAUAUUAUGGCGUUGGCAGAAAAAGUGAGAAUCUUUGCUUUAAGUCAUGAAUCUAUAACCGCAAAAUGGUGUACAAGCGAAAUAGCUUUCCGGACCGAGCAUCGCUCAGUUGGGAAUAAAUUUCCGCUGGGACCAUUUGAGCCAACAACGAAUACCAGUUCAUCAUUAGCAUUGAAUGUAAAGCAAGAAGCUGUGGAUGAUUAUUUAGAGAAACAGUCUGGUGGCUUUAUUAAACGAGGAUGUGAUCCGAAAUUGUACGCGUGA